GGGUGUGCGAAUGCAGGGGGCCAGGAGGUGCGGGUGCCUGGCGCCGGGAUGCGGUGGUGGCCGGCCACUCAGCUUGGGAGCAGCCCAGGAGCUCACUAACCGGAGCGGUGCGGGCGGUCCGGCGGCGACAGGGUUAUCCUCGGCAGGUUCGCGAUGCAGCGGGCAGCGGUGCUGGUGCGGCGGGGCUCCUGCCCCCGCGCCUCGGGCCCCUGGGGCCGUAGUCACAGCAGCGCUGCAGCCGAAGCCUCCGCCGCGCUCAAGGUGCGACCGGAGCGCAGCCCUCGGGACCGCAUCCUCACUCUGGAGUCCAUGAACCCGCAGGUGAAGGCGGUGGAGUACGCGGUGCGCGGACCCAUCGUGCUCAAGGCCGGCGAGAUCGAGAUGGAGCUGCAGCGGGGUAUCAAAAAACCAUUCACUGAGGUAAUCCGAGCCAACAUUGGGGAUGCCCAUGCUAUGGGCCAGCAGCCAAUCACCUUCCUUCGCCAGGUGAUGGCCCUCUGCACCUAUCCAAACCUGCUAAGCAGCCCCAGCUUCCCAGAAGAUGCGAAGAAGAGAGCCCGGAGGAUCCUGCAGGCCUGUGGUGGAAACAGCCUGGGAUCUUACAGUGCCAGCCAGGGUGUGAACUGUAUCCGGGAAGAUGUGGCAGCCUUUAUCACCAGGAGAGAUGGUGUGCCUGCAGACCCAGACAACAUUUACCUGACCACUGGAGCUAGCGACGGUAUUUCUACGAUCCUGAAGCUCCUGGUCUCCGGGGGUGGCAAGUCGCGGACAGGCGUGAUGAUCCCCAUCCCACAGUACCCUCUGUACUCUGCGGUCAUCUCCGAGCUGGAUGCCGUCCAGGUGAACUACUACCUAGACGAGGAGAACUGCUGGGCCUUGAAUGUGGACGAGCUCCGGCGGGCAGUGCGGCAAGCCAAAGACCACUGUGACCCCAAAGUUCUCUGCAUUAUCAACCCCGGGAACCCCACAGGCCAGGUACAAAGCAGAAAGUGCAUAGAAGAUGUGAUUCACUUUGCCUGGGAAGAGAAGCUUUUCCUCCUGGCUGAUGAGGUGUAUCAGGACAACGUGUACUCUCCUGACUGUAGAUUCCAUUCCUUUAAGAAAGUGCUCUACCAGAUGGGGCAGGAGUACUCCAGCAACGUGGAGCUCGCGUCCUUCCACUCCACCUCUAAGGGCUACAUGGGCGAGUGUGGCUACAGAGGGGGCUACAUGGAGGUGAUCAAUUUGCACCCUGAGAUCAAAGGCCAGCUGGUAAAGCUGCUGUCAGUCCGUCUCUGCCCGCCGGUGUCUGGACAAGCCGCCAUGGACAUCGUUGUGAACCCCCCUGAACCAGGCGAGGAGUCUUUUGAGCAGUUCAGCAGGGAGAAAGAAUUCGUUCUUGGAAAUCUGGCCAAAAAAGCGAAGCUGACAGAAGAUCUCUUUAACCAAGUCCCAGGGAUUCAGUGCAACCCCCUGCAAGGAGCGAUGUAUGCUUUUCCUCGGAUCCUCAUUCCUGCCAAGGCUGUGGAGGCGGCUCAGUCCCAUAAGAUGGCCCCAGACAUGUUUUACUGCAUGAAGCUCCUGGAGGAGACUGGCAUCUGUGUCGUGCCUGGCAGUGGCUUUGGGCAGCGAGAAGGCACCUACCACUUCAGAAUGACAAUUCUCCCUCCCGUGGAGAAACUGAAGACGGUACUCCAUAAGGUGAAAGAUUUUCACCUCAAGUUCCUGGAGAAAUACGCAUGAGGACGCCUCAGGCGCCAGAGGGUCUCGGUCCCAAUGCUACCCAGGCCUUCCUCAUGGACUCUGCCUCAGACCUGACGCAGGUCGCCAACCCUGUUCAUCAUCAUUUUUCCCAGGAGACUUCUUUCUUUGUGCCUUGAUGUUGAGAGCUCUCUUCUGAGCAAACAGUGAUUUUGCAAUGUCUCACAGGCCCUGUUUUUUAAAUGCAACCAAAGCAGAGUCAGCUUGCUCGGCAGAUGUGGCUGGAAUUCUCUGAAUCACCUCUGUUUGUUGUAUUCGGAACGUUCCUUUGGGUUUUGAGCAGCCAGGGUGCACUGAAAUAAGAUAGUUCAGAUCUGCAGAAACAAGCUGGUGUUGGGAAAUGUGUGACUUAACGUGGUGAGGGCUGGAAACCCGGAAAUCAACUGUGAGAUCCCUUAGCAGCCUGGAAACAUAGUGUUUUGAACGGUAAACCUGCAAAUCCAGCAAGAACCCAGAGAAAGCUUGUCAUUCUGGUCUGGAGAUAGGCAGCUUGUCACAGACCAGAACACUAAAGUCAGCAGUGGCACAGGGGUCACAUCAGAUACCAGGCUAGAUUGUACUGCACACGGGACAGGCAUGGCCUAGGUCAGAGAUCCUGAGGGGAAGUGGGUAGACGGCAGGCUGCAAGUUGAACUGGGUCUUCUGAGCCGCAUGGCAGGUGGUGACUGAGCACACGGAGCUUUGCACAUGCUUUUGCUGCGACUUGGGAUGUAAGGUCUCCCCAGGCUUCAGGGACACCGGGGAGAGCCCUGAAGUAGCUUGGUGAUAUGAAGAUUCUCUGUCGCACUGGUAACCUAGGGAGAGUUUUCUCCCAAGGGUUAGUCUGAGCUUUUGUACCUAUUGCCCUCUGCUGGUGGCAGCAGAGAUGAGCAAAGGCUAAAAAUGCCCUACAUUAGGAGGAGGUGAUCUUUGUAAAGAUCUGACAGUUAAGCCCAUGCAGGUCUUUUUAAUUGUUUCAAAUUAAGUUUGGUUCAUUUUGUAAACUUAGUUGAUCACAGUGCCUGGUACACUGACUGCAGGAAGGAGUCCACAAUCUGAGUCUUCGUAUUUCUCUCCACAUCAGUUUCCUGCCUCUCUCUGAUCUGUGGACAUCAUCAGCCAUCCCUCCAUGUCACAGAGUAGCAGCCACCAAGCAAGUGUAUUUCUUGAAUUAGCGCACUUGGGUGGAGCCAUGUGCACUCCAGGGAGCACCAGGCCAGGUUUUCUUCCCCAGCAUCCCCUGAUUGUUUACCUUCUUCAUGAGAAGUGAGGGAAGCCAUGACUGGCUCAGGAGCCUGGGGACCCAGUGAAUCUGGGGGAGCGCAAGGAGCUAGAGAGAGCAAUGUGAAGGACUGUGGGGUAGGGCUGGAAACCUACCUCCUGCGCUGUGAUUCCACACUGGGUCUCUGCAGGAUGAUGCAGUUUUUGAAAAGAACUUGAAGCUAUUAACACUCACGAGCAUUACAUUACUGUGAAGGAAGCAGCCACGUUAUUAACAAAAUGGAAUGUUCUGGAACUUUUCUUUAAAAAAUUGAAAAGGCAGCAUGUGUGCUUGCUAGGCACAUAAACCAGAUGUACUCCGGCGUUCUGAGAUUUCUCAAUGAAAGGUUAACUAGAAGCUAGUAUAUUUUUUAUAUUUUUGUAACAAUUGCUUUUUUCAUGGGGGGGGGGUGGUGGAAGGGUUAGUAUUUAUAGUCCUAACAAGUCCAAUAAUUUUUAUAAUUCUCUUCAGAUUAUAAAUAAUCCUCCAAAUUUUGCAAUGUUUACAUGUUUUUUUUAAAUGAUGAUAAAUAUGCUAGGUUUGCUUUUUAAAUAAAACCUUAGGUGUUAUGAGAGAUUAAUAACUUCAAGUAGGAAUACUGGUUAUGGUAGUUUGGACUUUCUACAGAUCUUAUUCCCAUGCCUUUUCUGUUCCAGCAUCACUCAAGAAAGUUGUUUGUCGUUUGGGGUUUCCCUUAAGAGUCUACACCUGAGAGGUUUCUGUCCCUCCAGGGAUGCAUGUGGGUGGUGCUGUGGAAGCCUGAGCCAGGCUGGACCUGGGGCAGUCACACGCCAAAGGCAUUGUUUCUGUUGGGUGUAGGAGCGGGUGCAGACCUGCCUGUUGUCCGUUGUCAGUUCUUCAGGCCUCCCCCCCCCGAGGUCCUUGGUAAUAGCUGUGCUGGGAAGUUCUGAACAAUAAACUAUGUGCCCAGAA
Messenger RNA from Peromyscus maniculatus bairdii (prairie deer mouse), 3913 nucleotides. RefSeq names its product glutamic--pyruvic transaminase 2 (gene Gpt2). Gene Ontology annotation, molecular function: transaminase activity; pyridoxal phosphate binding. Lineage: Eukaryota; Metazoa; Chordata; Mammalia; Rodentia; Cricetidae. The record is from RefSeq and is a predicted model, not a curated record. Gene Ontology annotation, biological process: biosynthetic process.